GCUGGGACGAGGUGAGCCCGGAACCUGUGCCACAUGUGAGAGUCCGGGACGAGUUGGGAGAACUCGGUUACCUGCUUAGGGGAGCUUCCUGGACUUCCCGGGGAUCUGGUGACCCGCUUGGGGAGUGACCUGGGGCAGGUCUGCCGACAGCCACGGUGGGGUCCAAGCUGUUUGCACUGUUUCCGGGGAUGUUUCAUUGCAUCCCCCUGUGGCGGUGUAACCGUCAUGUGGAGUUUAUGGAUAAGAGGCACUGCUCCUUACUCGCUGUCCCGGAGGAGAUCUACAGGUACAGCCGGAGUCUGGAGGAACUGCUGCUGGAUGCUAACCAACUGAGGGAGCUGCCUAAGCAAUUUUUUCAACUUGUGAAGUUAAGAAAAUUGGGUCUUAGUGACAAUGAAAUUCAACGGCUCCCCCCAGAAAUUGCAAACUUCAUGCAGCUGGUAGAACUUGAUGUUUCUCGAAAUGAUAUUCCUGAAAUUCCAGAAAGCAUCUCAUUUUGCAAAGCACUCCAAGUUGCUGACUUCAGUGGAAAUCCACUAACAAGGUUGCCAGAAAGCUUUCCAGACUUAGAGAGUCUCACUUGCCUUUCCAUUAAUGACAUCUCACUCCAAGCGCUCCCUGAAAAUAUUGGGAACUUAACAAACCUGGUUUCCCUGGAGUUACGAGAAAAUUUAUUGACGUAUUUGCCAGAAUCGCUUGCACAGCUACAUAGGCUAGAAGAGCUUGAUUUAGGAAACAACGAGAUUUAUAACUUGCCAGAAUCGGUCGGGUCAUUGCAUAAGCUGAAGGACCUCUGGUUAGAUGGGAAUCAACUUGCAGAUCUACCUCUGGAAAUUGGAAACCUGAAAAACCUGCUCUGUUUGGAUGUGUCGGAGAACAAGAUGGAAAGACUUCCCGAAGAGAUCAGCGGACUGACUUCGUUGACAGAUCUGCUUGUAUCCCAGAAUUUAAUUGAAGUUUUACCUGAUGGCAUUGGAAAACUGAAGAAGUUGUCUAUACUGAAAGUUGAUCAGAAUCGGCUUGUGCAUUUGACUGAGUGCAUUGGAGAAUGUGAGAGCCUUACUGAACUAAUUCUUACAGAAAACCAACUUCUGGUUUUACCAAGAAGCAUUGGGAAAUUAAAGAAACUCUGCAAUUUGAAUGUCGAUAGGAACAAGUUAAUGUCUUUGCCAAAAGAGAUUGGUGGAUGCUGCAGUCUUAAUGUUUUUUGCGUCCGAGAAAACCGAUUACCACGGAUUCCCUCAGAAAUUGCUCAAGCUACUGAACUUCAUGUUCUUGAUGUUGCUGGAAACCGGUUGUCACAUUUACCAUUAUCAUUGACCUCUCUGAAGUUAAAGGCAGUAUGGUUGUCUGAUAACCAAUCACAGCCUCUGCUUAGCUUCCAGACAGACAUCGAUCCAGAGAGUGGCGAGAAGGUCUUGACAUGCGUAUUACUUCCACAGAUGCCUUCUGAGCCUAGCGGCCAAGACAAUUUACCAAGGUGUGGGGCCUUUGAGAGCCUCGUUAAUGAUAUGUCAGAUGAAACUUGGAACGAGAAAGCCAUGAAUAGAAUUAGUGCCAUACGGUUUUUGGAUGAUGAGAAAGAAGAGGAAGAUGAAACGGCAACCUUUCUGAGACGGGCAACUCCUCACCCUGGAGAGUUAAAGAAUAUGAAAAAGACUGUGGAGAACUUGCGUACCCAUAUGAUUGCUGCUAAAGGACUGGAUUCUAACAAAAACGAGGUCAAUAAUGCCAUUGACAGAGUGACCACGUCUGUGUAGAGUUUCAUCCACCACAUCUUACCUCCUGUGUCUUCCCUUACCGUUGAUGUCUCCCCUGCUUCCAGGACCACAUCCAGCCUUUUGUUUUUACCAGAACAUAAAUCACCUAUCCUGUAUUGCUUUUUAUUCGGGUGCUGUUCACUGGAAGAAUGUGCCUUAUUUCAACCAGAUACUUGCACCCUUACCUCUAAAUUAAUGGGAUAAUUUUAUAUUUGACCAAUCUUUUUUUACUUUUAUUUUUUUACACACUAAUGUGUAUUUGUUUUUCUUUUUGUUGGGAGAACUUUUUUUAAAUGCUGUGGUAUUUUAAGACUGGUUAUUUUUCAAUAUACUGGGGAUAAAGGAUAUAGUUUUUAUGUGAAAAUUUUACUUAUUUUUACUUAUUUGGCAGCUUAACUGGUGUACAUUUUCUGAAAAAAAUAUUGUAUAGGAACUUUGAAAUAUGGUAUGAUUCAUUAAAUGGAAUCUAAAAUGUGGUACAUAUGUUAAUAAUUGUCAAGUAGAGAAUUUCAGUUGAAAUCAAAAUUACUUUUGUUUUUCUUUUGUUAAAAAAAAAAAAUCACUCAGUAGUGCCUUAUGGGCUUCAUAUCAAGGCAAUUCAUGAAUGGAGUUUUUUGGGAGAACCAUUGAUAAGGAAUAAUUCUAUGGCUCACGCAUCUUAGUUGUUCAUCUAAAUGCUGCUCUUGUACAAGUUGUGAGUUGAUUUAUAAUGUAGCCUGGGAUUGUCAAAUAUGUAAACAUUUUCAGUAAUAUGAUGCAACAUAUUUUGGUGUGAUGGCAUUAAUAUUUUGCCUUGUCUUAGCUUUGUUUCUUCAUCUUUAACAGCCUUAAAUGACUACUGUCAUGCAAGAACAUUGCAUAAAUAGGACACCAAAUGAUCUAUGCACUUGAUAACAAAUGUGUUGCUCAGUAGAGGAAAAUUAUGCUUGUGCUACAAAGGUUGUAGUGUGAGCACAAUUCAGGAUCAUGCUUAGCCAGAGAUGAGACCUUCCUGUUACACCGCUUGCAUAGAAGAGGUAAUUAUAUAUGUUUAUCCAUAGCACAGUGUCAAGUUUUACUGAACUGGGCCUCUUUAUUUUGGAACCUUCUGGUGCCUUUCUAGUAAAUGAGAUGAGAGGUAGAUCUGAGAAGUUGAACAAUGUUAUGAUGCUUUUCUGUUCUAGCUCUAUGAGACCAAACAUCAUCAUUGCCUGUUUUGAACUCCUGUUAAUUAAUAGGAAGCACAUACCCUCUAGUGCAAUAAUGAUUUCAAUGACUAUUGUUUGCUUUGUAAUGUGAAAUGUACUGUGUAUAAAUGGACCCAGCAAAUAUUUUCACACAAUAACUUGAUCUUUCACAUAAAAUAAAGAUUAACAAAGGAGGUUUUGUGACCUAAAAUAAUAAUAAAAAUCCUCAGUAGGCAACAUUG
Molecule: messenger RNA, 3168 nt
Organism: Spea bombifrons (plains spadefoot toad)
Lineage: Eukaryota; Metazoa; Chordata; Amphibia; Anura; Pelobatidae
Gene: LRRC1
Product: leucine rich repeat containing 1
Exons: 14
Coding region: 189-1760 (523 amino acids)
Biological process (GO): neurotransmitter receptor transport postsynaptic membrane to endosome; neurotransmitter receptor transport, endosome to postsynaptic membrane
Cellular component (GO): adherens junction; postsynaptic density; postsynaptic membrane
Molecular function (GO): protein binding
Source: RefSeq, a predicted model, not a curated record